GGUGCCGCUUUCCGCCGCGCGCAAGCGCCGUGACGACACGGUCCCGCCUGACCGCGGGUCAGGGGCAGCAACAUGGCUGCGCCCGUGUGCGCGUCCGGGGCGCGUCCGGAGCAGGGGAUCUAGCCCCGUUCCGCGGCGGGGGGGUAGCCGGUUCGUGCUGCGCUGUGUGCCCGCCCCGUACCGCCACCCCUGCAUGGAGCCGCGGGAGUCCUGGGCGGCCUUGGCGGCUGGUGGAGUUGCUGGUGUCUGUGUUGACUUGAUCCUUUUUCCUUUGGAUACUGUAAAAACAAGACUGCAGAGUCCUCAAGGCUUUAGGAAGGCUGGUGGUUUUCGUGGCAUCUAUGCUGGUGUUCCUUCUACUGCUAUAGGAUCAUUUCCAAAUGCUGCUGCGUUUUUUGUCACCUAUGAGAAUGUGAAAUCCAUGCUGCACCAUGGCUCUGCAUCCUGCUUGGCUCCAGCAACACACAUGGUGGCUGCCUCCCUCGCAGAAGUGGUUGCCUGCCUCAUACGGGUUCCAUCCGAGGUAGUCAAACAAAGGGCCCAGGUUUCUCCUUCCUCGAGUACCCUCCAGAUUCUCUCCCGCACCUUGUAUCAUGAGGGUAUUCAAGGACUUUAUCGGGGUUACAAAAGCACAGUAUUAAGAGAGAUUCCUUUCUCUCUGGUACAAUUUCCCCUCUGGGAGUCCUUAAAGGAUCUCUGGUCAUGGAAGCAGGGUCACGUGGUGGAUUCUUGGCAGUCAGCAGUCUGUGGAGCUUUUGCAGGUGGAUUUGCAGCUGCAGUCACCACACCUCUCGAUGUAGCAAAGACCAGAAUUAUGUUGGCAAAGGCUGGUUCCAGCAAUGCUAGUGGGAAUGUUCUGGCUGCACUUGGUAGCAUCUGGAGGACACAAGGUUUGUCGGGCUUGUUUGCAGGUGUUGUCCCACGGAUGGCAGGAAUCAGCCUGGGAGGCUUCAUCUUCCUGGGGACAUAUGAGAAGACUCGGCAGCUGCUGCUCUGACACAGGCAUGUCCUGCUGGAGAGGAUGCUGAGGAGUUCACCCAUGGAUACAGCUUUCUUCCCGCAGCCCCUUACCCGUGCUGCAGCAGCUGUUGAGCUGCUUUCACUGCUACAGAAGAGUAAAUCCUCCAAUAAUCCAACUUCCCAAAUGAGGAAUUUUCCUGCAUGGAAAGCAAGUGAGGUCACUGCGAGAGUCCUGCCAAAAUAGUGGUGUUUGGGGAGGGGUAUCAACAGCCAAUUACAGUGGCUGAGAGCACUGCUGUGAGAACUCUUGCAGGGAGAGGGGUUUGUGAGCAUGGAGGCUGAAAUAAAGCGAGUUUUCAUCA
Molecule: messenger RNA, 1322 nt
Organism: Pezoporus occidentalis (night parrot)
Lineage: Eukaryota; Metazoa; Chordata; Aves; Psittaciformes; Psittacidae
Gene: SLC25A26
Product: solute carrier family 25 member 26
Exons: 10
Coding region: 194-997 (267 amino acids)
Biological process (GO): transmembrane transport
Cellular component (GO): mitochondrial inner membrane
Molecular function (GO): S-adenosyl-L-methionine transmembrane transporter activity
Source: RefSeq, a predicted model, not a curated record